Messenger RNA from Anisakis simplex (herring worm), 1638 nucleotides. NCBI's taxonomy places the organism in Eukaryota, Metazoa, Nematoda, Chromadorea, Rhabditida, Anisakidae. The record is from the annotation of a GenBank genome assembly.
AUGAACGAGAGCAGCUUUCAGUUGAAGCUAUUGCCCAAUGGACGAACAGAAUGCUAUCUGAGUGAGGAUUCGGAAUUGUUCCACACAACGAUCUCAUAUAUUUAUGCAUCUGCUGAGAGUUUAUUCGUGAUCAGUGAAGAUGGUCGAUUAUUUGCACGCGGCAAAACCAACUUUGGACAAUGUGGUGUGAUACAAACGGAAGAAAUUGAGCAAUUCAGAGAAAUCAAAUUGGUCGCACCAUUGGCCAUAUGUCCGCAUGGAAUUACGGUUACUUCAAACGAGGCAAUUUGUGUUCGUCAAGUGGCUGCAUCAGAACGUCAGGUGUGCGUGAUGGAUGACGAAGGACAUUUGUGGAGUUAUGGUGAUCGUUCGUUGAAAAUUGACUCGAACGGGUGUAUCGAAGCGAGGAUGUUACCGCUCUCACAGAGUCGACGAGUCGUACAACUGGAAGCUGGACGUUCACAUUUCGUUUGUUUGGUAGCGUAUUGUGUGGAUGAUACGGAAAGAGCCACCGAGUUCGCUUCAGACGCGCAGUUUGUUCGAAGUCACAUUCUUCCAUCGGAACACUGCGCGAGAUGUCGUGAAGAAAACGAAUGUCGCUUAAGUACACUAAUGCAGAGAGCAGAUGAUGACGCUGAAGAGAGUCAUGAAUUAGAGGAAAUGGUACGGCAUGACGAUGAGACCUCUGAGAAGCUUAUGACAGCAGCAAGAAAUUUUCGAUUACUUCUUCAAGGAGAUUCUUCACCAAGCAGCAGCAGUUCACCUCGUGCCAGAACACUCCCGCUCCAAAGUGAACCAUCUUAUUUUCGGUCGUCAUUCUCAAGGAGAGCGCAUCUGACAUCCAAUAACCAAUCAACAGCUGACGGUGCAAUUGAAAUGUCAACAAUUGGACCGUCCACAAUUGGACUUGAUCUGAUGAAUCUACCGGGAGGGCGAUUCACAUUCGUUUCACUCGAUAACCUUCCACUCACCUAUAUGGACUCUGAUGAAAAUGAGAGCUCAUCGAACACAUCGAAUACAGAUCAGACGAACACAACGAUCGCCAGUAAUUCAUCGCAUCGAAGUGCUACGUCUACACCUCGUAAAACUGCAACGAAUGCGUCGUCAACGCACCGAGACGAGCGACGUUUUCCAUUGGAGGUGUGGACAUGGGGAGAGAAUAACGUUGGGCAACUGGGACAUAACGAUCAAAUUGCAAGGCGUGAACCGUUCAAAAUCGCCGCGUUGUCGGGUAUUUGCUGUAUAAAAAUCUCGUCUGGUGACUACCACAGUGUAGCGCUUACGGGUACAGGUGAACUGUACGUUUGGGGUUCGAACAAAUGCGGACAGCUGAAGCAAUCUGAUCAACCGUACAUUACCAUACCAACAUUAUUCAAAGUUGGUUCUCAAUCAUCAGUUCUGGACGUGAGUGCCUCAGUGUCGCAAACGGCCCUGAUUGUGAGUGGUAUCGAUGCGACACCAACAGUGUAUUUUUGUGGACAUAAUACUUACAGUGAUUUCACACCAAUGAACACACCGCAAACAUUUCGCAUUUCAUCUGUUGAAAAGAUAGGUUUUCCGAUGUGUGUACGUUUGUUGGGGGUUGAUCUGAUGUUGGGCAUUUGUGAACGUCAUCAAAACAUCGACAGUAGCAGCAAC